CGCCUCCAGCAAGAUGGCGAAGGCCCUGUCCUGAGUGGGCGGAGUGUGGCUGCCGGAAACCCGGCUGCCGCCUUCGGGGAGCUUCGGGCUAAGGCCCGGGAGCAGCGGACGGAGGCUGGCGCGAUGCUGUUCCCGGGAAGCGCGGUCGGCUGCCGCUGAGGAAGCUGGAGCGAGGAGUUGCCUUCCCAGCGCCCCCUAUGUACGCCUCCUCGCGCUCGGGGCCGGUCGCCGCUUUGCCCGCCUCGGUACCGCCCGUGACUCUCGGGGCCCGGAGCUCCGGCGGCGGCCGGGACCGAGUCCCGCGGGAGGGGAGGCGCCCGGGCGGCGCCCGUGCUUGCGGCUGCGGAACGAGCGUCUGGCAGGUUCAAGGGUAGCCAAGGAUGGCUGCAGCUUCAUAUGAUCAGUUGUUAAAGCAGGUGGAGGCCCUGAAGAUGGAGAACUCAAACCUUCGACAAGAGCUAGAAGAUAAUUCCAAUCAUCUUACAAAACUGGAAACUGAGGCAUCUAAUAUGAAGGAAGUACUUAAACAGCUACAGGGAAGUAUUGAAGAUGAAACUAUGACUUCUUCUGGACAGAUUGACUUACUAGAGCGUCUUAAAGAAUUUAACUUAGAUAGCAAUUUUCCUGGAGUGAAACUACGCUCAAAAAUGUCCCUUCACUCCUAUGGGAGUCGGGAAGGGUCGGUAUCCAGCCGUUCCGGAGAGUGCAGUCCUGUUCCCAUGGGGUCCUUCCCAAGAAGAGCGUUUGUAAAUGGAAGCAGAGAAAGUACUGGAUAUUUGGAAGAGCUUGAAAAAGAAAGAUCAUUACUCCUUGCUGAUCUUGACAAAGAAGAAAAGGAAAAAGACUGGUAUUAUGCUCAACUUCAGAACCUCACGAAAAGAAUAGAUAGUCUGCCUUUAACUGAAAACUUUUCCCUACAAACAGAUAUGACAAGAAGGCAACUGGAAUAUGAAGCAAGGCAGAUCAGGGCUGCAAUGGAGGAGCAGCUUGGCACCUGCCAGGACAUGGAGAAGCGAGCACAGCGAAGAAUAGCCAGAAUUCAGCAAAUAGAAAAGGACAUACUUCGUGUACGACAGCUCUUACAGUCCCAAGCAGCUGAAGUAGAGGCUGGAGCCUUCAGUGAGUGGAGUAUUGCCUGCAAAGAGAAUAGGUCUUCUCAGAGCAAGCAUGAAUCUGCCUCCCAUGAAGUUGAACGGCAGCAUGACGGUCAAGGAAUGGCAGAAAACAACAUGGCAACUUCUAGUACUAGCCAGAGUCCAGCUACACGAAUGGAUCAUGAAACAGCCAGUGUUCUGAGUUCUAGCAGCACACACUCUGCUCCUCGAAGGCUGACGAGUCAUCUGGGGACCAAGGUGGAAAUGGUGUAUUCAUUGUUGUCAAUGCUUGGUACCCAUGAUAAGGACGAUAUGUCACGAACUUUGCUAGCUAUGUCUAGCUCCCAAGACAGCUGUAUAUCCAUGCGGCAGUCUGGAUGUCUUCCUCUCCUCAUCCAGCUUUUACAUGGCAAUGACAAAGACUCUGUAUUGUUGGGAAAUUCCCGGGGCAGUAAAGAGGCUCGGGCCAGGGCCAGUGCAGCUCUCCACAACAUCAUUCACUCACAGCCUGACGACAAGAGAGGCAGGCGUGAAAUCCGAGUCCUUCAUCUUUUGGAACAGAUACGAGCUUACUGUGAAACCUGUUGGGAGUGGCAGGAAGCCCAUGAACAAGGCAUGGACCAGGACAAAAAUCCAAUGCCAGCUCCUGUGGAACAUCAAAUCUGUCCUGCUGUGUGUGUUCUCAUGAAGCUUUCAUUUGAUGAAGAGCAUAGACAUGCGAUGAAUGAACUUGGUAGGAAGGCUACCCGGGGCAUUUCACCACAGGAGCUAGGUCAGGGGCUCUCAGGGGGACUGCAGGCCAUUGCAGAGUUGUUACAGGUGGACUGUGAGAUGUAUGGGCUUACUAAUGACCACUACAGUAUUACUUUAAGACGGUAUGCUGGAAUGGCUUUGACAAACUUGACCUUUGGAGAUGUUGCCAACAAGGCUACGCUGUGUUCUAUGAAAGGCUGCAUGAGAGCACUCGUGGCCCAGCUGAAAUCUGAAAGUGAAGACUUACAGCAGGUUAUUGCAAGUGUUUUGAGGAAUUUGUCUUGGCGAGCAGAUGUAAAUAGCAAAAAGACAUUGCGAGAAGUUGGAAGUGUGAAAGCAUUGAUGGAAUGUGCUUUGGAAGUUAAAAAGGAAUCAACCCUCAAAAGUGUCUUGAGUGCCUUAUGGAAUCUGUCCGCACACUGCACUGAGAAUAAAGCUGACAUCUGUGCCGUGGACGGGGCACUUGCAUUUUUGGUUGGCACUCUCACUUACCGAAGCCAGACAAAUACGCUAGCCAUCAUUGAAAGUGGAGGUGGGAUAUUACGAAAUGUGUCCAGCUUGAUAGCUACAAAUGAAGACCACAGGCAAAUCCUAAGAGAGAACAAUUGCCUACAGACUUUAUUACAGCACUUGAAAUCUCACAGCUUGACAAUAGUCAGUAAUGCUUGUGGAACUCUGUGGAAUCUCUCAGCAAGAAAUCCUAAAGACCAGGAAGCUUUAUGGGACAUGGGGGCAGUGAGCAUGCUCAAGAACCUCAUUCAUUCAAAGCACAAAAUGAUUGCUAUGGGAAGUGCUGCAGCUUUAAGGAACCUCAUGGCAAACAGACCUGCAAAGUAUAAGGAUGCCAAUAUUAUGUCUCCUGGGUCAAGUUUGCCAUCUCUUCAUGUUAGGAAGCAAAAGGCCCUAGAAGCAGAGUUAGAUGCUCAGCAUUUAUCAGAAACCUUUGACAAUAUUGACAACUUAAGUCCCAAGGCAUCUCAUCGUAGCAAGCAGAGACACAAGCCAAAUCUUUAUGGUGACUAUGUUUUUGACACCAAUCGACAUGAUGAUAAUAGGGCAGACAAUUUUAAUACUGGGAACAUGACUGUUCUUUCACCAUAUUUAAAUACUACAGUAUUGCCCAGCUCUUCUUCAAGGGGAAGUUUAGACAGUUCUCGUUCUGAAAAAGACAGAAGUUUAGAGAGAGAGCGAGGUAUUGGCCUCAGCACUUACCAUUCAACAACAGAAAAUCCAGGAACCUCUUCGAAACGAGGUUUGCAGAUCUCUAGCACUGCAGCCCAGAUUGCCAAAGUUAUGGAAGAAGUAUCAGCCAUUCAUACCUCCCAGGAAGACAGGAGUUCCGGCUCUACCACCGAAUUCCACUGUGUGCCGGAUGAGAGGAAUGCAGCACGGAGAAGCUCUGCUUCCCAUACACAUUCAAACACAUACAGCUUCACUAAGUCGGAAAAUUCAAAUAGGACAUGCUCUAUGCCUUAUGCCAAAGUGGAGUAUAAGAGAUCUUCCAAUGACAGUUUAAACAGUGUCAACAGUAGUGAUGGCUACGGUAAAAGAGGUCAGAUGAAGCCCUCCGUCGAGUCCUAUUCUGAAGAUGAUGAAAGUAAGUUUUGCAGUUAUGGUCAGUAUCCAGCUGACCUAGCCCAUAAGAUACAUAGUGCAAAUCAUAUGGAUGAUAAUGAUGGAGAACUGGACACACCAAUAAAUUACAGUCUUAAAUAUUCAGAUGAGCAGUUGAACUCUGGAAGGCAGAGUCCCUCACAGAAUGAAAGAUGGGCAAGACCGAAGCAUGUAAUAGAAGAUGAGAUAAAGCAGAACGAGCAAAGACAGCCCAGAAGCCAAAACUCCAGUUAUCCUGUCUAUCCUGAGAACACGGAUGAUAAACACCUCAAGUUCCAACCACAUUUUGGACAACAGGAAUGUGUUUCCCCAUAUAGGUCUAGGGGAACCAGUGGGUCAGAAACAAAUCGAAUGGGUUCUAGUCAUGCAAUUAAUCAAAAUGUAAACCAGUCUUUGUGUCAGGAAGAUGACUAUGAAGAUGACAAGCCUACCAACUACAGUGAGCGUUAUUCAGAGGAAGAACAACAUGAAGAAGGGGAGAGACCAACAAACUAUAGUAUAAAAUAUAACGAAGAAAAACAUCAUGUGGAUCAGCCUAUUGACUAUAGUUUAAAAUACGCCACUGACAUCUCUUCCUCCCAGAAACCAUCGUUUCCAUUCUCUAAGAACUCAUCAGCACAAAGCACCAAAACUGAACAUCUCUCUCCAAGCAGCGAGAACACAUCCACACCCUCAUCUAAUGCCAAAAGGCAGAAUCAGCUACAUCCAAGUUCAGCACAGAGAAAUGGUCAGGCUCAAAAAGGGAACACUUGCAAAGUCCCCUCCAUCAACCAAGAAACUAUGCAGACUUACUGUGUAGAAGACACCCCCAUUUGUUUCUCAAGGUGCAGUUCCUUAUCAUCCCUGUCAUCAGCUGAAGAUGAAAUAGGAUGUGGUCCGACAACACAGCAGGCAGAUUCUGCUAACACUCUGCAGAUAGCAGAGAUAAAGGAGGACGAUGGAACUCCAUCAGCUGAAGAUCCUGCGAGCGAAGUUCCAGCAGUGUCCCAGAGCGCCAGAACCAAACCUAGCCGACUCCAGGCUUCUGGCUUAUCUUCAGAAUCAACCAGGCAUAAGGCUGUUGAAUUUUCUUCAGGGGCCAAGUCUCCCUCCAAAAGUGGUGCUCAGACGCCCAAAAGUCCCCCCGAACAUUACGUCCAGGAGACCCCACUUGUGUUCAGCCGCUGCACUUCUGUCAGCUCACUUGACAGUUUUGAGAGUCGCUCCAUUGCUAGCUCUGUUCAGAGUGAGCCUUGCAGUGGAAUGGUGAGUGGCAUUAUCAGUCCCAGUGACCUUCCAGAUAGCCCUGGCCAGACCAUGCCACCAAGCAGAAGCAAAACCCCUCCUCCUCCUCCCCAGACAGUCCAGACCAAGAGAGAGGUGCCAAAAACGAAAGCACCUGCCGCGGAGAAGAGGGAGAGUGGCCCUAAGCAGACCGCUGUGAAUGCUGCAGUCCAGAGGGUCCAGGUCCUUCCGGAUGCUGAUACUUUACUGCACUUUGCCACAGAAAGUACUCCAGAUGGGUUUUCCUGUUCAUCCAGCCUGAGCGCGCUGAGCCUCGAUGAGCCUUUUAUACAGAAGGACGUGGAAUUAAGAAUAAUGCCCCCAGUUCAGGAAAACGACAACGGGAAUGAAACCGAGCCAGAGCAGCCUGAAGAGUCCAGUGAAAAUCAGGAGAAAGAGGUAGAAAAUCCUGAUUCUGAAAAGGACCUAUUAGAUGAUUCAGAUGACGACGAUAUUGAAAUAUUAGAAGAGUGCAUUAUCUCAGCCAUGCCAACAAAGUCAUCACGCAAAGCCAAAAAGCUAGCCCAGACUGCUUCAAAAUUACCUCCACCUGUGGCAAGGAAGCCAAGUCAGCUGCCUGUGUACAAACUUCUGCCAUCACAAAACAGACUGCAGACACAAAAGCAUGUUAGCUUCACACCAGGAGAUGAUAUGCCCCGCGUGUACUGUGUAGAAGGGACACCUAUAAACUUUUCCACGGCGACAUCUCUAAGUGAUCUGACAAUAGAAUCCCCUCCAAAUGAGUUGGCUGCUGGUGACGGAAUUAGAGCAGGUACACAGUCAGGCGAAUUUGAAAAACGAGAUACUAUUCCUACAGAGGGCAGAUGUUCAGAUGAAGCUCAGAGGGGGAACAUCUCAUCUGUAGUUAAGCCAGGCCUGGAUGACACUAAAGCAGAGGAAGGAGAUAUUCUUGCAGAAUGUAUCAAUUCUGCUAUGCCCAAAGGAAAAAGCCACAAGCCUUUCCGAGUGAAAAAGAUAAUGGACCAGGUCCAACAAGCAUCAGUGACUUCAUCUGGAACUAACAAAAAUCAAUUAGACACUAAGAAAAAGAAGCCGACUUCACCAGUAAAGCCCAUGCCACAAAAUACAGAAUAUAGAACACAAAUGAGGAAGAAUACAGACUCAAAAAUUAACGUAAAUGCUGAAGAAACUUUCUCAGACAGCAAAGACUCAAAGAAACAGAGCUUGAAAAACACCCCCAAGGACUUCAGUGAGAAGCUGCCGAACAACGAAGACAGAGUCCGCGGAAGCUUUGCCUUUGAUUCACCGCAUCCUUACACCCCUAUUGAAGGAACUCCUUACUGCUUUUCACGAAAUGAUUCUUUGAGCUCUCUAGAUUUUGAUGAUGACGAUGUUGACCUGUCCAGGGAAAAGGCUGAGUUAAGAAAGGGGAAAGAAAAUAAGGAUUCAGAAGCCAAAGGUAUCUGCCACACAGAACCAACCUCAAGCCAACAGUCAGCUAGUAAGUCACAAGCUAAUACAAAACAUUCAGUAAACAGGGGACAGUCCAAACCAGGGCUUCAGAAACAACCCACUUUCCCCCAGGCCUCCAAAGACUUGCCAGAUAGGGGGGCAGCAACGGAUGAAAAAUUGCAGAAUUUUGCUAUUGAAAAUACUCCAGUUUGCUUUUCUCGAAAUUCCUCUCUGAGUUCCCUUAGUGACAUUGACCAAGAAAACAACAAUAACAAAGAAAAUGAACCAAUCAAAGAAGCUGAACCUGCUAAUGCACAGGGGGAACCAAGUAAGCCUCAGGCAUCUGGGUAUGCGCCCAAGUCAUUUCAUGUUGAGGACACCCCUGUCUGCUUCUCAAGAAACAGUUCUCUCAGCUCUCUGAGCAUCGAUUCUGAAGAUGACCUGUUGCAGGAGUGCAUCAGUUCUGCAAUGCCGAAAAAGAAAAGACCUUCAAGACUCAAGGGUGAUAGUGGAAAGCAGAGUCCCAGAAACAUGGGAGGCAUAUUAGCUGAAGAUCUGACCCUUGACUUGAAAGAUAUACAGAGGCCAGAUUCAGAACACGGCUUAUCUCCUGAUUCAGAGAAUUUUGACUGGAAAGCUAUUCAAGAAGGUGCGAACUCCAUAGUGAGUAGUUUGCACCAGGCUGCUGCUGCUGCGUGUUUAUCUCGACAGGCUUCGUCCGAUUCAGAUUCCAUCCUCUCGCUCAAGUCAGGCAUUUCCCUGGGCUCACCCUUUCAUCUCACACCUGAUCAAGAGGAAAAACCCUUCACAAGUAAUAAAGGCCCACGAAUUCUCAAACCGGGGGAGAAAAGCACAUUAGAAGCAAAAAAGAUAGAAUCUGAAAAUAAAGGAAUCAAAGGUGGGAAAAAGGUUUAUAAAAGUUUGAUUACUGGAAAGAUUCGAUCUAAUUCAGAAAUUUCCAGCCAAAUGAAACAGCCCCUCCCGACAAACAUGCCCUCAAUCUCAAGAGGCAGGACCAUGAUUCACAUCCCUGGGGUUCGGAAUAGCUCCUCCAGUACAAGUCCUGUUUCUAAAAAGGGCCCACCCCUCAAGACUCCAGCCACCAAAAGCCCUAGUGAAGCUCCGGCAGCCACCACUUCUCCUAGAGGAACCAAGCCAUCAGUAAAAUCAGAGCUGAGCCCUAUUACCAGGCAGACUUCCCAAAUUAGUGGGUCAAAUAAGGGGCCUUCAAGAUCAGGAUCUAGAGACUCCACUCCCUCAAGGCCUACACAGCAACCAUUAAGUAGGCCACUGCAGUCUCCAGGGCGAAACUCGAUCUCCCCUGGUAGAAAUGGAAUAAGCCCUCCUAACAAACUGUCUCAGCUGCCCAGAACAUCGUCUCCAAGCACUGCUUCAACCAAGUCCUCGGGCUCUGGGAAAAUGUCCUAUACAUCCCCUGGCAGACAGAUGAGCCAACAAAACCUUACCAAACAAGCAGGCUUACCCAAGAAUGCCAGUAGUAUCCCGAGAAGCGAGUCCGCGUCUAAAGGGCUGAACCAGAUGAGCAACGGCAAUGGAUCCAAUAAGAAGGUAGAACUUUCUAGAAUGUCUUCAACUAAGUCAAGUGGAAGUGAGUCAGAUAGAUCAGAAAGGCCUGCGCUAGUACGCCAGUCUACUUUCAUCAAAGAAGCCCCAAGCCCGACCCUAAGGAGGAAACUGGAGGAAUCUGCCUCGUUUGAAUCCCUUUCUCCAUCUUCUAGACCAGAUUCUCCCACCAGGUCCCAGGCACAGACCCCAGUUUUAAGUCCCUCCCUUCCUGAUAUGUCUCUGAGCACACAUCCGUCUGUUCAGGCUGGUGGAUGGCGAAAGCUCCCGCCUAAUCUCAGCCCCACUAUUGAGUAUAGUGAUGGAAGACCAGGAAAGCGCCACGAUAUCACACGCUCCCAUUCCGAAAGUCCUUCCAGACUGCCAAUCAACCGGGCAGGAACCUGGAAGCGAGAGCACAGCAAACACUCCUCAUCCCUCCCUCGAGUGAGCACUUGGAGAAGAACUGGAAGCUCAUCUUCUAUUCUUUCCGCCUCAUCAGAGUCCAGUGAAAAAGCAAAGAGUGAGGAUGAAAAGCAUGUGAACUCCGUGCCAGGACCCAGACAAGCGAAAGAGAACCAGGUACCCACAAAGGGCACGUGGAGGAAAAUCAAAGAAAGUGAAAUAUCUCCCACAAACAUGGUUUCUCAGACCGCUUCCUCAGGUGCUGCCCAUGGUGCUGAAUCAAAGACUCUGAUUUACCAGAUGGCACCUGCUGUUUCUAAAACAGAGGACGUUUGGGUGAGAAUUGAAGACUGUCCCAUUAACAACCCUCGGUCUGGAAGGUCUCCCACAGGUAACACCCCUCCAGUGAUUGACAGUGUUUCAGAAAAGGGAAAUCCAAGCAUUAAAGACGCAAAAGACAGCCAGGGAAAGCAGAGUGUGAGCAGCCACAGUCCUGUGCUCACCGUGGGCCUGGAGAACCGCCUGAACUCCUUUAUUCAGGUGGACGCCCCAGAGCAGAAGGGAACGGAGGCAAAGCCUGGACAGAGCAGCUCUGUGCCUGCAGCAGAGCCCAGUGAGACGUGUGUGGUCGAGCGCACCCCUUUCAGUUCAAGCAGCUCCAGCAAACACAGCUCACCUAGUGGGACUGUUGCUGCCCGAGUGUCGCCUUUUAAUUACAACCCGAGCCCUCGGAAAAGCAGUGCAGAUAGCACGUCAGCCCGGCCCUCGCAGAUCCCAACGCCCGUGAGCAACAACACCAAGAAGCGGGAUUCAAAGACUGACAGCACAGAAUCCAGUGGAGCCCAAAGUCCUAAGCGCCAUUCUGGGUCUUACCUCGUGACAUCUGUUUAAAAGAGCUGGGAAGACAAACCUAGGAAAAGCUGGUUUUAUCACAACUGCUGUAUAGAGACUUUAUUUCAAAGAAAACUUUAAAGGUUGAAAAUUUUUGUAAAUAGGUUUGACUCUUGUUAGAGGGGUUUUGUUCUGGAAACCAUAUUUGAUAGUCCACUUGGUCCUCACUGGUCAUUUUGGAAGGCACUCUUGUUAGGUAGGAAAGAAAUGGUAAAGCCAAGUAUAUUUGUACAGUAUGUUUCACACGUAUUUAAGUGGCAUCCAUCCCUUCGUCCUUUAAUUAUCGCUUAUCUUAACACUACAGAUAGAUGCUAUAUGAUAUAUUGCUGUUAUCAAUCAUUUCUAGAUUAUAAAAUAAACUUACAUCAGGGAGAAAUUGGUAUUUAUGCAAAAAUAGUCCUCGUGAAUCCAUCUAAUGUCAUAAUUAAUCAUGUGGCUGUGAAAUUCACAGUAAUAUGGUUCCCAAUGGAUAUGUUUACCCAGCCUGCUUUGCUUUACUGCAUGAAUGAAGCUGAUGGUUCAGUUUCAGAGGUAAUGAUUAUUGGUUCUGUGAUCACAUGGUGUGCAUAGGAUAGCUACAGUGUAACAAUUCAGAUCUGUGUAACUGUAAAACAUUGAAUGGAACUAUUUUACCUGAACUAGAUUUUAUCGAAAGUAGGUAGGAUUUUUGCUAUGCUGUAACUGUUGUAUAUUCUGGUAUUUGAGGUAAAAUGGCUGCUCUUUUAUUAAUGAGACAUGAGUGGUGUCUCAAACUAAAUGAACAUUUCAGAAUAAAUUAUUGCUGUAUGUAAACUAUUACUGAAAUUGGUAUUUGUUUGAAGGGUCUUAUUUCACGUUUGUAUUAAUAAUUGUCAAAGGGCCUCUUUUAAAAGCUAAAUGUAAAGUUUUUCUUGAGAUUCUAUGCAUUAAGAGUAAAAUUCCCUCUUACUGUAAUAAAGACAAUGAAGAAGAUUGUUGACACUUACCCAUUCCUAAAAUUUAUUUUUAUGUACUUAGCACCUCUCAAAGCUUGAUGUCCCUCCACUUCUUUUCUUACUACUCUGGAGUCUGAUUAAAGCAAAUGCCUGGAAUAGCACAAGACGAGGACAGAUCGGCCCACAUAGAAUAAUAGCUCCUUUUCCUUGAUAGGAUUCAUACUUGAAACAUUGGUUUUUGACAGGUACCACUUGUGUCUUUCAGGCUUUACAGUGCAACUGUCUUACCCUGUCAUCUCCAUGUUGAAACUGGGUCUGAAAUUAAUGCCUGUCACCACCCUAUAUGUUAAAGUAGAUUGUUUGUGACCAGGUAUAAUCAGUAUUUUCUCAUGCUCAAAAAAUACAAGUCAGUGAAAUGUCAGAGAUAAAUUUAAUGCUGUUAGAAUAAAUUUUAAAGAAAGAUAAAGGUGACUGCCAUCAAGCCUGAAGACCCACGUGGUAAAGAGGAGAGCCAACUCCCUGAAGCUACCCCCUGACCUCCACACACCUGCGCCUGCACACACAAAGCUCAUAGGUUUCCAAAGGACUGCCUAGGGCCAACAGGGUGUCUCAGCAGGUGACGUGGAAGCUGCCCUCUAACUUCCACACAUGCACCAUAAUUCAAAAGUCAAAAGGUUUCUUUAGUUCCUGCCUGUUAAGGACAAUUUUGUUUUUAAUGGGUACAGUGGUGAGGUGAUUAGUGCCCACUUCCCAUAUGGCAGAGAGACUCCGUCAUGAGGGAGAAUACACUGAUACACGUAAUUAGCCAAGAGUUUCAAUUUUUGUCAGACUAUCUGAAGUGUGUGUUUUUUGUUUUUUGUUGUUUUUUUUUUUUUAACAAUAUCCCAUCAUGUUCUCCUGGGCUGCCGUAAGCAUCAGGGAUGGGAAUGUAGUCAUAACUGUCUUCCAGUCCUAAUUUUCGUUAGAAUUACUGCACGCCAAUUUUUAUAAGCCACUUCAAGUAUUUCUGUGGAAAGAUAUGAGUUAUUUAGUUAGAAUAAAUUGCUUUUUAGUACAUGUCUUUAAAAAUCAGUGUUCAAACUAAAAGAAGAGUUCAUUCCACCUGUUGGAGACUAAAAUCCCCAUGGGCAGCCCUACUGGAAGGGUCUGUCUGUGUUGUCCCUUGUAGUUGUUGGGUGAAACCCUCUGGCUAGAGGUAAUGGCUGUGGAAGUGAAGGGGUUUCCCCCGUUCUGCUUUGGAAAGUUCACUGGGUGGUGUCUUAACUGGUAGCAAGCCAGCUUCUGCUUUAAUGGCACACUAGCCCACUGUUGGGGAUCGGCUACUACUUAGCAGGCUAUUCAAAGGGCAGGAGCCUAUUUAGUUUGGACUACAGCAAAGAAAACCUAAGGUAGCAGUUUUCAGACAGGUAGGUGUGUUUGGGUCAUCAGAAGUGUUUAUUAAAUCACAGCUGGGCCCCACAGUUUUAGAGGGUUGAUCUGGAAAGGGUUGCAAAAACAAGUUCAGGGAUGAUACGUGGCCUUAUGGGGUGGGGACCACAAAGAACCACUGUCCUUAGUAGCCACAGCACAGCUCUUAACACUUAAACAACUGGACCUUUAAUCUGCCAAGGAAGCUCCUUGGCAUGAAAGACCUGAAUAUUGAGUUGUCCAAUUCCACAGCCUAUGUCAACUCACAGUAGGGAGUAAACUCGCCAGAAUAACGAACACUCAGUUCUCAAUACGUCCACUGCAUCUGAGGAUCAGCUUGUGUUAAGGAGACAGCUCCCGUUAAAGAGCCUUACCAAUAUGUAGUUUGGAUAUGCAGUAUGAGACUAUGAAAAGAGAAAUUGGAGAUGAGAGAAAAUUGGUUGUAGGUGAAAGGAAAAUCACCCAUUUGUGCACAGUAGCGGUGAUGAACCGAUGGUAAGCUUUGCAGAUAACGGAGGAAGUAAGAUAGGCCCUGUGGGAACCAACCAGUACUGUUUGUGCGGGCAGAAUUUUCUUUAUGUGUAAAAUGUGGAUCAUAUUACCACAAAGUUAAUUGAAAAAUGAGUUCAUUGCUGAAAAUGGGAGACAGUUGCCGGGGUUUCUUACAGCUAAGAAAAGAAUACCAGAAAUGCAAGAAUUAAACUGCCCAAAGUUAAAGAUGGGUUUGCGUGGUCAGAUGAUUAAAAUCUCCCAAACAACUUUUCAAGAGUCGAGGAGGCUAACAUGGAGUGUGUCUUCUUUCUCACUUUCUAUUAGCCGGUUUCCCUCACAUGCUGACCUUAGAAUACUACUCUGUAAUGUGGAAAUCUAUGAACUGUGACUUCUGUAAACCCACGUCAUUUUCCUCCUGUUCUCUUAACUCUGGUCUACAAAAAUAUGUUCUGCUUUUUGUUAGGCCAUUGAUGCAUCUUUCAAACUGUAUGUUCUAUAUGUGUAAUACUGUUCUUGGUGCUAAAUAUACUUUCCUCUGGUAUUCAGGAUAAUUUUUCUCUAUAUUUCUGUUCACUUACUUUCUUGAAGUUACCUGAUUGUUAUUUUUAAUUAAAAAUGCUUAAUGUAUACUA
Messenger RNA from Alexandromys fortis (reed vole), 12441 nucleotides. It is a transcript of the gene Apc, whose product is annotated as APC regulator of WNT signaling pathway. NCBI's taxonomy places the organism in Eukaryota, Metazoa, Chordata, Mammalia, Rodentia, Cricetidae. Bases 381 to 8996 code for a protein of 2871 amino acids. Gene Ontology annotation, molecular function: gamma-catenin binding; beta-catenin binding; microtubule binding. The transcript has 18 exons. The record is from RefSeq and is a predicted model, not a curated record. Gene Ontology annotation, biological process: Wnt signaling pathway; regulation of cell differentiation; negative regulation of canonical Wnt signaling pathway. Gene Ontology annotation, cellular component: cytoplasmic microtubule; catenin complex; beta-catenin destruction complex.